CCCACAAGUCACAACUCCACCACUUCCCUAUAUAUCUCACAAACCACCAUUUGGCGGCACAGAAAUCGCGCCAUUUCUCUCUCUAGAUUUCCUCAAUCCAUCACAAAUGGAUCCCCACACCACAUUCUCUCUACCAAAUCUCCUAUGUGAAGAAGACGACUCAUCAUUAAACGACACCAAAUCCAAGCUUUCCAACCCCAGAUCAGAGGACGAUCACUACAUACGAUCGUUGAUCGAAAAAGAAGCUCAAUCCAAUGAUUAUAAUUGUGUUAUUUGUGACGAUAGUACAAGAAAUUGGUUCAAAUGUGCAAGAUUGGAUGCUAUUGAUUGGAUUUUCAGUACUAGGGAAGUUUUGGGGUUUCAUUUUCGUACGGCGUAUUUGUCGUUGACUUACUUUGACCGGUUUAAUUCAAGAAGAGUUAUUGAUAAUGGGAAGGAAUGGGCUAUACAAUUGCUAGGCAUUGCAUGCUUAUCUUUGGCCGCGAAAAUGGAGGAACAAGUGGUACCAUCGUUAUCGCACUACAAAGCACAAGGGUACAACUUCGAAAGCAGCGUGAUUCAACGAAUGGAGUUGAUGGUGUUGGCAACUUUAGAAUGGAGAUUGUGUUGCAUCACUCCAUUUGCUUAUCUUCACCAUUUCUUAUCCAAGAUUUGCGAUGAAGGUGAGUGUAACGAGUUUCUAGUGUCCAAAGCUAUCGCGCUCAUUCUUGAUUUCUCCAAAGAGGUUAAUUCGAUGGAUCAUCGGCCGUCUGUCGUUGCAAUAGCGGCGGUGUUAUUAGCGUGUGAUGAUCAAUUAACAAGAAACGCCUUGGAGUUUAAGAUCGGUGUAGUGUCAUCACUUCAUUCUCUCGAAAAAGAAUGUAUAUAUAGUUGCUACAAUCUUUUGAAGAAUAUCGAGACUAAAAAGAACACCACCCCCGAGUCUAAUUCCUUCGAAUUAUUAACCAAUCAUCGGAACCCGUCUUCCAACAUUGGCAUCAAGCGGAAGCUUACAUACAACGGCUUCGAACAAAAAUGCCCAUUGCAGAAAAUAAGUAGGCGAUUGUAGUAACGUUUGCGUUAAACAAAGACAUGGAUUUGUUUAUUGGAUUUGAUCGGGUGAUCAUGAGCGAAUAAGAUUUUGAGUUUUCGAAAUACUAAUCUACCAACAUAUGGUAUGAUGUGAAUUGUGAAGGGGGUACAAGUGCAAACACCAUAAGGGAAUAGAAUAUGAAGUGCCAAUGAGAAAGUUAUGCUAGUGGCAACUAGUGAACAAUGAUGAAUGGUAAAGUUUUAACACACAGUGAAAAGUGGCCUAAGAUGUGUCAAUUAAAGAUUGAUAAAUGGGUUUUAUUUUUUAACUUUUUUUUUUCUUGAAUUCAUUUGUCUUUUUCAAUACCCUUUUAAGCUUUAGUUCUGGAUAAAGAUUGUCCUAUGUCUGUGUAUAUGUCACUGUUGAAGAAACACUUGAAGUAUCUUUUUUAUUGAAAUUGAGAGGGUUUGGAUGCUGA
Molecule: messenger RNA, 1490 nt
Organism: Helianthus annuus (common sunflower)
Lineage: Eukaryota; Viridiplantae; Streptophyta; Magnoliopsida; Asterales; Asteraceae
Product: cyclin-D5-1
Exons: 5
Coding region: 107-1048 (313 amino acids)
Biological process (GO): regulation of cyclin-dependent protein serine/threonine kinase activity; mitotic cell cycle phase transition
Cellular component (GO): nucleus; cyclin-dependent protein kinase holoenzyme complex; cytoplasm
Molecular function (GO): cyclin-dependent protein serine/threonine kinase regulator activity
Source: RefSeq, a predicted model, not a curated record